GGAGCAUGGUGUGCUUUUUAUUGCACCGAGUUGAAACGAUUGUCUACGUCCCUCGAAGCCCUGGCCGUGGUUUCUGGAUGAACAAUAUCGGAGGUUUGAGAACGGUCCACUAGGAAUGUCCCAUAUUGCCUGCGGGCGUCUUGCUGGGCGAAGCUGCAUGGGUAUCUGGGACAGAGGCUGCAUGGGUAUUUGGGAACCAGCCAAUCAACAGCCAGAUCGUUUUAUAUCGUGUAUUAUGCGGCGAGGCUGCAUGGAGAUUUGAGAAUCAACCAAUCACGGCCAGUUCCCAUCACGAAAAUUAAAGGAGGCCUGGACCUUGGAAAUCAGGCUGAAGCAACCUGUUUUUUUAUUUAAAUCGUGCUGACCCCAGCCUAGUGGCAUCAACUUUCCAUCGCAUUCAACCCCGGAACCAUGGCCGACGCGGAUUGGGAAUCGGUCAAGCCCGAGAUCGAGCGUCUCUAUAUCCAGGAAAAUAUGCCUUUACCGCAGGUUAUGGACCGCAUGGAGUCCAUGUACGCCUUCCAUCGAACACGCAAGCAGUACGAACGCAAACUUAAAAGCUGGAAAUUUCUGAAAUAUAAUACACGACCAUUGGAGGACUGGCAGUUCGUCGGCAGGAAACUGGAGAAACGAAGAAGAGAAAAGAAAGACAGCGAGGUGUACUUUGACGGGGUCCAGCAACCGCCCCAGAAGGUGAGGAAAGCAACAUACAAAAAGGCUUUUGUGUCAACCAUCGACCGAAUAACCAGCAUCUCCUCCCCGGUCACGCCGGAAGGGGUUGUUGUCUGCACGCCAGCAUCCCCGGGGAUGCGUCUGGCGUGGGAUGCAUCCCUCCCAUGGCUGCGAUUUUCGAGUCUGUUGCAGCCAGAGCAUGACCCAGAUCAGCCGUCCCUCCUGCCCUCACUAACAGUGGCGUCCCCCCGGGACGCCGACACUUCAUCAUACACCCUCAACCACGAGGUGAUACGGUGCUUGAGUUCGAUUUUGCCCUGGAAAAGGCUCACCACCCCACCGGGAAUAGACAGCAGCACCCGCACCACCGCGGCUCUGACUGUCUUGAUGCCUGAAGAAUACGAGGGCCAGCACUGCGACCUUUCCGCCAGCCUGUGCAGUUCCAAGCACACCAACAUGGACCGCCUGUCCCUGGAGCUGUACUUGCUCUCGAACAACCUGGCAUCCCAUAAUCCAACCGGCACGUCAUUCGAAGCCAUGGAGACCGACGACACACGGGUCAUGAAGCUGUUCCAUGAAUCGGGAUGGAACAGCGCGAAGCAUCUAGAGACCAUCCUGGCUAUAUCAGAGCCCACAGCUGGGGCUAUACUGGAGAAGGUUUUUGCGAGCGCAAUACGGCUGCUCGAUACAGACACAGUGGAGAGGAUGCUGAAAGCCGGCAUGGAUCCGAAUUCCCCCAUCGAAACCGUCCGCCAUGGCGCACUCAUACCCCUGCAGUUUGCGGCAACCAUCAAUGGGAACACAAAGCUCCUCUCACUGUUUCUAUCGCACGGGGCGGACGUGAAUUGUUCGAAAAGUCCACUCCCGGCUCUCUACUUUGCUCUUAUAUCUGAAAAUGAAGAAGCGGUAGAUAUCCUCCUGUCUCAUUGCGCCACGGUGACGCCCGCGUUCCUCGCCGAGGCUGUUUCAAGGAGCAUUCAUAUCAGCCUUAUCGGCAGGCUCAUAGAGGCCUGUCCAGAUAUUAACGCACGAAACUCGGAGUGGGAGCAGACCGCCCUUGCGCGAGCUGUGAUCUUUGGCAGGCUUGAGGCCGUGCAGCUCCUGCUUGCCAAAGGCGCCCAAGUCAAUAUAUUGGAGAAAAUAUAUUUCGGCGGCUAUUCAGGAAAAGAAUCGAUGGUCUUGGGGUUAGCGAUCAGGGAGCGCGGGGUAGACGACAUCUUCAGGCUUCUAUUAGAAGCCUGCACGAAUGUCAACCCGGAUCCGAAUGGGCGGCCUUAUAUUUCGCCUCUCGCAAUAGCAGUGGAUCGAGGGAAUCUCCAAAUCACAAAAAUUCUGAUCCAAAAGGGUGCGGAUAUCUUGGUUGCUGAUAGUGACUCAGAUACGACUCUGCUCGAACUGGCCGCCAAGCACAAGAAUGUAGAAUUGGGCAGACUCUUGAUAGAUAAUGGCGCCCGGGUCGAUCGACCUUUGUCCGCUGGCAAAGCUCCCCCGUCGGCAAUUUUUCUGGCCGUGAAAAACAAUGCAACCGAUCUGAUCCCUCUCCUGAUCGAGGCGGGUGCACGGCUGAACGAUGAAUACAGGCAGCACCCUGGAACGGUUCUCGGAGCGGCCAUUGAGAACGGAGACGCAUUAUUAAUACAAUACCUGCGCAAUGCUGGAGCGACGAUGCUCGGCAAAAAGCUGCAGAAAAUUCGAGACGUUAACGUGGCAAUCUAUCUGCAGCAGAACGGCAUCUUGCAGUCGAUCAUGGCAGAAUGCGGGCACCGUAUCUUCGCAGCGGCACUCUCAGCCAGGGAUUAUAAUCUGGCGCAUUUCCUCCUUUUCAAUAGCGAGUUCAAUUUCGAUGAUCAUGCGUCCGAUAUACCCCUGGAAGCGGCCAUUGAAUCACACAAUCUCUUCUUUGUAGACGCUCUUCUGGAUCUUGGAGCCAGAGUGACGGAUCGUGCCCUCACCUCGGCAGUCAGACUCUGUGCAGAGGCUUUCACCGAUACCAACUUGCUGCGACGCCUCCUUUCAGGCUUUCAGGGAAACGCCCCGACUGCAGUGGGGGCCGCGAUACGCAAGAACAGAUGUGACCUGCUGCAGCUCAUCCUCGAAGCAGGGGUCGAUCCCACCGGGGCGCCUUGGUGGUCAGGUAGCUCCUGGGGAGACGAGGUUGGGUUUUUUGGUGCUCCGGAGUCAGUCCUAGAACUAGCAGCACAGCUAGGCGACCCAACGUCCAUCUUACAGGUUCUUCUCCAGUCAGCUCUCUGGGACCCCCGAGCUAGCGGCCGUGCUCUGGCAAUUGCAGUGAUCCUCCAUAAACAAGAAGCCAUGGAGGAGCUUUUGGCGGCGGGGGCCGACGUCAACCAAGAGGUCGUCGCCGUGGACUUCCCAUACAAAGUGGCAGAUUACGAAAAUAGGGACCGAACAGAAAUCCUGACCCCUUUGCAGGCCGCAGUGAGCCACCAACAAGUCUCGAUGGUAGAACGUCUAGCCAAGUACGCUGAUGUCAAUUACCUUGGCCGCGGCCAGCGGACGGCUUUGCAGCUUGCCGUGGAGAGGGGAAACAUGGAGCUUGUGAACAUGCUUCUUCGCCAUGGCGCUGAUAUCAACGGUCCCCCUGUGGUCAAUAGGGGUGCAACCGCGUUGCAGAUUGCAGCCAUCAGAGGAUACCUGGGCCUCGCCCGAAGGUUGAUCGACCUAGGCGCUGAGGUCAAUGCGGAACCUGUGAGAUUCGACGGCCGGACGGCGUUGGAGGGAGCUGCAGAAUAUGGUCGAAUCGAUAUGCUCUACAUGCUGGUCCAGGAAGGAGCUCUGCUCGUUGGCAAUGGCGAGCGGCAGUACCAACGAGCGGUGAGGUUGGCAGAGAGGAACGGACAUAUGAUGGCUGCAAAGCUGCUACGAUCCUUUAGGGCUGCAAGACAAAGCGACACUCCUAAAAGAGAGGAGUAGAAGGUGCAUCCAGGGUUUCUUCUGUUGCUGGCUACAUUUUGUACCAAAUUUUCGGGUUCUUUCUACUUUCUAUAUUAUUGAGAAUAGGAUCAAGCUUAGAUCGAGUGCAC
Molecule: messenger RNA, 3716 nt
Organism: Penicilliopsis zonata CBS 506.65
Lineage: Eukaryota; Fungi; Ascomycota; Eurotiomycetes; Eurotiales; Aspergillaceae
Exons: 4
Coding region: 412-3606 (1064 amino acids)
Molecular function (GO): protein binding
Source: RefSeq, a predicted model, not a curated record